Messenger RNA from Rana temporaria (common frog), 1155 nucleotides. RefSeq lists its product as uncharacterized. The coding region runs from base 183 to 1112 and encodes 309 amino acids. The transcript is spliced from 2 exons. Lineage: Eukaryota; Metazoa; Chordata; Amphibia; Anura; Ranidae. The record is from RefSeq and is a predicted model, not a curated record.
GCAUCCGAGAUCCAGUAUCUUCCUACUGCCAGUUGGCCUACACCAAGAUAUCUCCUAGAGGUACCUGUGCCCUGUUUAUACCCUGUCAUCGUCCCCAGGGGGAACUGGGCAAGUGGUGCAAGGGGAGCCCUCUCGUCAGCUCGGCCUCGACCAGGAGUAGAAACUAUUGUUUUCGCCCAAAAAUGUUGUGGUUGGUUUUCCCGCUCAUCUUCUUUGACACAAGUGGUGCUCAGGAAGUUAUUUUUGGUAAGAACAAGUACACCGAGUACCAGGUUGGAAACUUAAGUCUAAUCCUGACGGCUCCCCAUGGAGGAUCUUUGGCACCCUCUUCAAUACCUUCCCGAGAUGCUGGGUGCUGGGAAAAAGCUACAAAAACGUGUUACUAUGUGCAUUCCUGUCCAACAGGAACCACAAAAGACACAACUAAUUGUAAGGUUACAACGGUGAAGGAUCUUUAUACCCAAGAAAUGGCAUCAGCGGUGGCAAAAGAGAUAAGUCGUCUGAGAUCAGGAUACCGUCCUCAUGUUGUGAUUAACAACUUAUCAAGGUCUAAAUUGGAUCCCAACAGAGACAAGGACGAGGCUGCUUUUGGUGUUCCUGAAGCAGAGCAAGCCUGGGAAGAAUUUAUGGGUUUUAUUCGUACUGCCAAGUCUCACAUGUCAACUGGUCUGCUCAUCGACAUCCAUGGUCACUCUCAUGCCGAAGGGUGGGUAGAGCUCGGUUAUCUCAUCUCCAAAACUAACUUAGAUUCUGGAAAUUUCAAAGCUGCCGACACCUCCAUCUAUGCGUUGUCCAGAAGACGCCCCGACACCACUUUCGACAGUUUGCUUCGUGGUAAGGACAGUUUGGGAAAGCUUAUCGAAGAUCAAAAUUCAAGUUACGUUAGCGUCCCCUCACCAUCCAAUCCAGGGCCCAACGGUGGUAAUUAUUUCUCCGGUGGUCACAUUGUUGCCCUCCAUGGGUCUAAAAUAUCCGGUGAAGUUGAUGCCGUUCAAAUUGAGCUUCCGAGGUGGAUCCGGGAAAGUGCCGAGCGCCCUAACUUUGCUGCUGCCUUGGCUAAAGCUAUACUGAAUUAUUACGAUAUACAGCUUGCAAAAUCACAGAAUGUUUAAUUGUUCUUCUACUAUUAAACGGCAAUAAAUGAUGUUUUGUGGA